Molecule: messenger RNA, 3040 nt
Organism: Rhipicephalus microplus (southern cattle tick)
Lineage: Eukaryota; Metazoa; Arthropoda; Arachnida; Ixodida; Ixodidae
Source: RefSeq, a predicted model, not a curated record
CUCUUUUGCCUCCAAAUGUCGCGCCAUUUUCAUUAGAUUGUUUGCUGAUGACAUCGUUCUGUAUUGUGCCAUCAGAAGUGAUCAAGAGGACUAGCAAUACCUAUAAUUUGACCUUGAAUCCAUCAAUUCACGGUGUUCAUCAUGGCCUAUGAGGCCAAAUCGCUGCAAGGCCAAACUCGUCUCCUUCACUCGAAAUUCUUGCCACUUCCCUACCACAUAUACAUCUAAUUACACUCGUACAAUGUCAGCCACGUUAUAAAGGUAUCUGGACCUUCACCUCCAAUCUGACUUUUCCUGGAACUGCCACAUUGAUUACAUUUUUGCAGCUGCUAAACCCUGCCUUACAGUGCCUGCACAUGCGUAAAAACUUUCGUGUGUUAUCUCAACGUGCCCCAAAAUUGAGUAGGUGUCUGCCAUAAGGACCCAGAACCAGCAUACACUCGAACCUCGUUAUUUCAUAGUUGCAUCUUACAUGAAACUAAGUUUUUUAUAUUAAAGAUUUUAUUAUAAAAGUUCAUUUCUAACACUACCUACUGCAAGACUGUUUUUAUUUACUUCGUUAUAACCAAUUUUUUAUUAAAUCUGGGUUCAGUAUAUCGAGGUUUGAGUGUGUAUAAUCGAUAACAUAAUAUCUUUGCAGAUACCUGCUGCUCACUUCAUUUUCUCUGACUACUCUCGUAUCACUGUGUCACUGCCUUAAAAGCUCGUGUUGGUGUUGAUAACCUUUCUCAUCCCUGUAAACUUGCUCACUUAUCUCUUUUGCAUACAUACUAUCAUCAUCCAUUGCUUCAUGAUGACUUCUUUCAGUAACGCUUAGCCAUGUUUCUAUGCGGUGAUUGUCCUCUCACUAUUGCAAACUCAUUUCCUGCCGUACUUUCACCCUUCGCUGAUUCGUUCAUUCCAAAAACCAUCAUUGAAUGGAACCAGCUGCCUUGGAGUCUUCCAAUAGAAAGCAAUGUUUUAAAAUUCAAUGAUAAAAAAUAACCAAGUUCAGUGUUCUGGUGUCUUCUGAAUAACCCAUUGCAUUUUUAUUUUGUGCUCUAUUAUUAUGUUGUUCUAUUGUAUUGCAUUACAUUUUUAAAUAUUCUUUUAAUACUUCCAAAGUGUUCUGUUAUUGUGUUGCCUUUUUGAUUAUGCUUGAGUAAGUGUUUUUUGUUUGCAAAUAUUUAUGGUUGCUUUGCAUCUAUUACAUUGUAUAUAUUUUUUAUCACACCCUUAUGUUAUACCCUUUCAUUGAAGACCAUUAGAAACUCCUCGAAAUAAGUCAAUUCUCGCUUUGAUAAUUCAUUUCUUUACCUUUUGUCGCAGGUGAUGCCAAAAGCACGUUUAGUGUGUCGAUUUCAGUGCAAUUUUUCGUCAUAUAUCCUUGGCAGUUGAUCAUUUUGGCAUUAAAAGGUGGCCUUCUAAGCAUGAAUCGAUGUAUGGUUAUUGUUAAAAUGAAGUGGGAUUUGUUAACAAUUAUGAUAAAGUGGGAUAUAUUGUGAGAAUUGCGUGUGGUCAUGUAAGUGUGUGAAAUAAUAUACAGCGAAUAGCUCACUUUGUAUUUUGUGGUAAAUUAAGCUUUCACUUGAGCAGGAUGGAGACCUUAAUGGAAAGUGUACGAACAGUACUAGUACACAUGGAGAACCAAUUUUUUAUGCAAAUCACAUAAAUAUGUCAUCAGUUAAAAAUUGUUAUGUCAUUCGGUUCCUUGCUAACAAUUUUUCUCCUAUCAUAGUUUCCAUAUUCUUUUAUACUUACCUCUUUCACUCAUAACUUGUUUCUUAUGCUUCAUGUGUUGAAAUAGGGUACCGAUUUUGUUGCUAUACAGCUAUGUGCCAAAACAAGUGCAAUAAAUGCCUAAUGUUAUGGACACAAUUAAGACAUUUGGUGGUUUAGGCAUAGUAUUGGAAUCCCAUCUUAAUCAGGUCCAUGUGCAUUUGCAGGUUUUUGCAUGUAAUAUAUUAGGUCGAGCAUUCGCUUACAGAUAGGUGGGAAAUAUUGUAAAAGGUGUUGUCAUUCCACAGCUACUUCUACACUAAAAUAUGGUUUAAAUAGGCAAAGGUAAUCAUGUACUGUAUUUACAAGUGCAGCAACAUUCUUUUAUUACCUGGUGUUGUAGUCCACUUGCAGACAAUGUAGGUAACAUGGUUUUCAAUGCCCUUUCUGUUCUUUUUGCAUGAUCUCUUGUGCAGCUUCCCAUGAGCAGGACCAUUCACUCAUGUCCGUAGAAGGUGGACUGUACUCCUGCCGACAGUGCACCUAUGUUACCAAGAAGAGUGGACACAUGCGAAGACACCUUCGCAAACACACCGGCGAGCGGCCCUUCCAGUGCCACUUGUGUCCAGCUGCAUUCCUUGAACGCAGUCAUCUUAACGACCACAUUCGUACACACACAGGAGAGCGUCCUUUUUCCUGUGAUCACUGCAGUGCAUCGUUCUCUCAGAAAGCGACCCUUGUGAACCAUCAUCGGGGUUCAGUACGUGUUUGCGGGGACGUCACAGUACCUACUGCAUCCAUAAGUCAUAUUUUCUGUCUAGUCGAAAGCACCCACCACGCCAUUAUUGAUCAUUCUGUGGACAAGAAAGGAUCCUCGUCUCCAACACCCCGUGAGCCGUACCAUUCAUUCGUGGACAUACAAGGCGGAGUGCAUUCCUGUCGUCAGUGUGCCUAUGUGACCAGUCACAAAACAGCCAUGAAAAGACACCUUUGGAAACAUGUGGCCAUGAACCCCUUCCAGUGCCACCUGUGCCCAGCUGUAUUUACUCAGAAAUGGAACCUCACUGCCCACCUCCGCACCCACACAGGGGAGCGUCCCUUUUCCUGUGACCAAUGCAGUGCGUCAUUUUCACAGAAUAUCACCCUAAUUAGGCACAUGCAUAUCCACACAGGAAAGCGUCCCUUUUCCUGUGACAUUUGCGAUGCGUCAUUUUCGCGGAAGGAUCGCCUCAUUCGCCACAUGCGCACUCACACAGAGACAGCGUUCCUUUUACUGUGCCUGGUGCAACGUAUUGUUUUCACGGAAGGAGCAACUCGAGGAGCACGUGUGUGUUCAUCAUGA